AUGUUUUCCUUCGGUAGACCUAACAAGGUGCCAUAUGUUUUACAGGUAACAGUGCAGGCCACGUGCAUCACCCUUGCGGUACUGAGUAUUGACCGGUACUGUGCCAUCGUUCACCCGCUUCGCUCCAUCGACUUCCGCACACCGAAGGUUGCUGCCAUUGUCAGCGCCUGUACAUGGAUAGGUUCUUUCCUACUCGCCUUGCCUCUGGGUUUGAAUAUUCAGCUCGAAGAGGUCGAGAACUUCGGUCCACAGUUGAUCUGCCGGGAGCACUGGCCCACCAAGUCUGCUCACAGGAGCUACAUGCUGUACACCUUCCUCAUCACCUACGUCAUCCCGCUGGUCUUCUGCACCUUCAGCUGUUCCUUCAUCGUCCGGAAGCUGCUGACCAGAUUCAGCAUCAGUCACGCUCAGAAGACCGACGCGCAGGCCAGGCAGACCCGGCGGACGUCCUGCAUGGUGAUCGGGGUGGUGGUCCUCUUCGCCUUCUGCUGGCUACCGAACCACAUCAUUAACCUCUGGUUCGUGUUCAAUCCCGAGCCACCUAAGGUAAUAACAGACGUACUAGCGUGGACCAAGACAAUCGCACUCAUUCUCUGCUACUCAAACUCCAUGCUGAACCCUUUCGUGUACACACUGCUCGGUGAAAACUAUCGCCGCUGCCUGCGGCAGUCGUUCCCUUGGCUGUUCAAAAAACGUGUCCUGCGUAGAAGCGCUCUCGCCACAGGCCGUAGCUCUAGCUCCUCCCGGCCGGGUAAGACCACAGAAAUCACGCUAAGAUCCUCCGCCGCUAGACCUGUUAUCGUUACCUUUAACAACAAACGCCCGCCUUCUAGAGCGAUGACGUUUGGCUCAAUCGAGGAAGAACAUCGGACCUAG
Branchiostoma belcheri (Belcher's lancelet) is the source of this 876-nucleotide messenger RNA. RefSeq names its product G-protein coupled receptor 54-like. The coding region runs from base 1 to 876 and encodes 291 amino acids. The transcript is spliced from 2 exons. Gene Ontology annotation, molecular function: G protein-coupled receptor activity. Gene Ontology annotation, cellular component: membrane. Gene Ontology annotation, biological process: G protein-coupled receptor signaling pathway. NCBI's taxonomy places the organism in Eukaryota, Metazoa, Chordata, Leptocardii, Amphioxiformes, Branchiostomatidae. The record is from RefSeq and is a predicted model, not a curated record.